This is a messenger RNA of Exophiala dermatitidis NIH/UT8656, 1194 nucleotides long. RefSeq lists its product as uncharacterized. Gene Ontology annotation, cellular component: mitochondrial intermembrane space. Gene Ontology annotation, biological process: phospholipid transport. Gene Ontology annotation, molecular function: phosphatidic acid transfer activity. The transcript has a single exon. NCBI's taxonomy places the organism in Eukaryota, Fungi, Ascomycota, Eurotiomycetes, Chaetothyriales, Herpotrichiellaceae. The coding region runs from base 223 to 1017 and encodes 264 amino acids. The record is from RefSeq and is a predicted model, not a curated record.
AGUGCAGCGGCAAUUAAAGCAGCAGGUCCCCUGUGGCGAUAUUUUAUUUCGCUGCCAGUGGCAGUGAGAGUGCGAGCAGUGUGAGCUCACUGCGGCCGUCGAUCGAUUGCCCGUGGCACGCGAGUAAAAAGCCGCCUCACAGCCAACCAUCAUCCUUCCCCUCCUCCUUGGACUUCUGCCUCAAUCCUUCCGUCGAGUCUCACUGAACGCCCCAAUGCCAGAAUGAAGGUCUACGAGAGCUCCUUCAACUACGACUAUACAUUCCCCGCCGUCACUUUGGCCUAUUUCCUGCGCUAUCCAAACCCUUAUUCAAGGCAUGUGUUGAGCUCCGAUGUCAUCGACCGCUAUGUCGACCCCGAGACGCAACGCCUUCAUACCGUCAGACUUCACCUGAAAAAGUCCAAAGUCCCUGCUGGCAUUCUCAAAUUUCUGCCCCGCGGCCUUGCCGGCCCUGGGGGUUCCAGCCAGAGCUACAUACUGGAAAAGAGUACCAUCGAUCUCAAGGAGGGCUGGAUGGAAACCGAAUCGAGAAACAUGGAAUGGACCGGCAUAUUGAGCGUGGUCGAACGCCAGAGCUAUCGCCGGCAACGACUCGAAGAGAUCGAUAACCGCGGUCCGGCGAAGAAUGAUCCACAGCAAGCCAAAGAAACCACCUCGUGCAAAACUGUGGUCACGUUUGUGUCGCAUCUAGGGCAAGGGAUACUCUUGGGCCGGAAGAAACAUGAGCAUCCAGCUGCAAAUGUUGAAGAGGAGCCGCCUAAGCAGGGAUUCUUUGCGGCCUUGUCCACCUCUGGGAUUCAGAGGACCAUCGAGCUAAUCGGAGUGAAAAGGACAAAGUCGGCAUUGGCCAAUGGCAAGGAGGGAAUGAAUGUGGUUCUCGAACGAUUGCGCAAUGGAGGGAUUGUUGGGGUCCUCGAAGGCAUGAGGAGGGACCGUAUGGAAGGAAUGGGUGGGGAGGGCCAUUGGAAACAGGUCUGGCUUAACCGCCAUGACUCCGGUGACCACGACAGCGACUGAGCAGCCUCAGUGGACUAUCUGGUGACACAUUCAUUUGUACUUUAACAAGUGGGCGAUUUGAGCAUGGCGUUGGGGUGGUUUUGAGCGUUGUGAGGCUGGCCGGUUAGGCAGUUGUAUCUUCUAUAUUCAUAGCGCUAGGUAGGCAUUGGACAGUGAAUCUAUCCACUCACACUCAAA